AUGGAUAAGUUCGCCGAAUCCAUAUUUCAUGGGUUUGAGAAGAGCAGGGAGCCGAUAGAGAUUCAGUUGACCCCCGGCUUGGCACCCGGGGAGUGUCUUUUCCAAGGGGCGGUAGGCGUCUCUAAAGGUUUCCUGCGAAUCUCAAUUCUCCUCUACGGCAUCGUGCAGACGAUUAUGAAAGAGGACCACACCAGCAUGACCGAGCCCGAGCGGGUGUUUUUCACGGAGUGGUGGCUGGAAAGCGUGCUGAUGUUGCCGGCGACGUUUACCGUCAGGGCUGCCCAUGAAUACUCGUGGCGAAGCAUGCAACUGGCCCACCAGGCAUCCCUCCGCGAGAGAAAGAACUUGCUUCAGACAGCACUCAAGUUCCAGGAACGGGCUGUCUCGCUCAUGGAAGAGAAUCCGGGAUGGAGCCUCGAACAUGCCCUCAACGAAGCCAUCGGCGAAUACAAUUGCUACGGCCUGGCGGCGCAAAGUGCUCAGUACCGGCUCGCGGAGCGAGAGGGCUUUGCUUUGAAGGCUUUGGUCUUCGGAGUCUCACAAGGCUCGCAGCAGAUGAUGGCUCGCCACUUGCAAGCGAACACUUGGGCCCAGAACCAGAGAUGGCUAAUUGGCUCAACCGGAAAAUCCCCGAACCCUUGGUGGCAAGCAGUGGAAACAGUUACUGCCGCAAAGCAGGAAUUGUUCUUGGAGCGUCUGCUGUUCACUUUCGGAGUUCGUAAGAAGCAAUGCCGGAAUGCAAGCACAGCCAGAAUCAGUGGUGAAGCCUGGGAACAACUGCUCGAGACCACCUGCCUUCUCUUCCAGAUCCUGGAGGACAUGUGGACGUCGAAGGACGCCAGCGGCGACGCGAUCUUCAAGGAGGAGGACCUCGUGAAAGCGAGACGCCGCGGCGUCGAGGGGGACUACAACAGCGAGCUGCAAAACCUCGUCACCGCCAAGAUGCCUGUCGUGCUGUCCGACACAGCCCUCUGGAAGGACCAUCUGCCCUCCCAGGCAAGCUCCCAGCACGGCGGCACUGGAUCCUCGGCAAUUCAGGCGUUGGACUUGGAAUGCGUUCAGAAGGCAUUUGCUGCGGACCUGCUGAAGUUGAGCGAGGAUCAAUCGUUAUUCUCGGACUACCAACAGAGGAUUGGGGCAGGUGAAAGGCAGAAGGCUUUGGCAAAGGUUUUGCGACUGAAGUCGGAGAACCGCAGAGGGUCCCAACUGGUCGUGGACUGGAUGGAGAGAAAUGCUAAGCAUGCUGCCACCUCCUACGCAGAACAGCAUGUGAACAUCAUCGAGUUCAUCAAAGAGAUCGGGCCGGCGGGCGUGAUCGUAUGGUGCGAUUUCACCAAAUGUGGGGCGUUGCAGCAGGACACCCUGGAUGAAGCAGCGGAAGAACUUCGGCGCAUUGAAGACAAAAUGGACGCCAAGUCAUUGACGUCCAUUCGGUUUUCGAUACGCAUGGAUUCCCAUGGUCACGGCAACCGACGACUCCCGCUGCUCUUCCCUGCACUUUUCGCAUGCAGCGACGGUGCCACGAAGAACGUCUUUGCCAACAGCAAGAUGCUUGUGACAGAGUGA
This is a messenger RNA of Symbiodinium sp. CCMP2592, 1566 nucleotides long. NCBI's taxonomy places the organism in Eukaryota, Dinophyceae, Suessiales, Symbiodiniaceae. The record is from the annotation of a GenBank genome assembly.